This is a messenger RNA of Phaeodactylum tricornutum CCAP 1055/1, 569 nucleotides long. RefSeq lists its product with no specific name. The transcript is spliced from 3 exons. NCBI's taxonomy places the organism in Eukaryota, Bacillariophyta, Bacillariophyceae, Surirellales, Neidiaceae. The record is from RefSeq and is a predicted model, not a curated record. The coding region runs from base 13 to 498 and encodes 161 amino acids.
CGCUUAUUUAAAAUGAAGUUCUUGGUCCUGUUUUAUGCCGUUAUCUCCGUCGCCUUUAGUGUGGACGGAUUCGCACCCAGGACUCCAAAGACCAUCAGUCCUGUUGUGGACCUACAAAAAGCCGCCGCUGGAGCAUUUGCGGCCUUCACUAUUGCCACUUCAUCCCUGAGCGCUCCUGCCGCCGAUGCACUGACUCCGGUUUUUUCCUCCAGCAACGUUGUAGCGGAAAAGGUGACACGUGAGGGAAUGUACGGAGAAUAUACCACUGAUCUAGUUCAAACGUACGAUGAUGCGCGCUCGACUUUUAAGGACGCCAAGGAAACCAAAUCGAAAAAGGGUAAAUACACCGCUUUGCUAGCUGUCUUGAUUGUUGGAAGUUUUAUUAUUCCGAUGGCGCAGUACUUCUGGUAUGUUCGGGACGACGACUCUACUGAUAAAUUUUUCGGCCAAAAAGCUCCAGAACCGGAAGAGCCCCCGAAGAAGAAAAAAUGGUUCUAAGCAGUCUUACCGACAAACACCGCGUAGCUACUUCUAAUCGAUGCUUUAGAGACACCUUUUCUUUCUUAUCG